ACAGUGCAUGAGUGCGUGAACGUCUGAGUGUGAGGGACACAAAGACAGAGGGGAAGAGAGAGAGAGAGAGAGAGAGAAACAUGGAAACGAGAUUAGGCGUGAGUUUUAAACAAGUCCCGGUCCUACACUGAAGAAGUCCCGGCUGCUAACAGACCUCUUAAACCCGGGAUUAUUAUGCCCAGCGCCACCGUGUCCGUGCGAAGUUUAUCUGAAGUAGAGAAAUACCUCGGCAGCCGGAUGGACCGGAGUACCGAGGGCAGUUUUCUGAGCCUCUCUGGGUCGAUGCGUCGAGGUUCUUCAGAGAACAAUCUGGAACUCGAUCUUCACGAUGGAUCAGAGAGAAGUCCUGGUCCUCCUCUGGGCUGCGAGGUCCAGCGUAGUCGGUCUUGCUUGGACAGCCUCCAGCAGAAGAUCCUGAAAGUCACCGAGCAGCUGAAGAUCGAGCAGACGGCGAAAGAGGAGAACGUGGCCGAGUACUUGAAGCUCGUGAACAGCGCGGACAAGCAGCAGGUGGGACGCAUCAAGCAGGUGUUUGAAAAGAAGAACCAGAAGUCGGCUCAAAACAUCGCACAGAUGCAGAAGAAGCUGGAGCAGUAUCAUCGAAAAAUGAAGGACAACGAGGUCCACCACAGCCCCUCCCAUCAUACGUCCACUGUCAAACACAGCACCAUCCCCAGGGAGUCUCCCCGAGAGCUGCUGAGGGAUAUGACGGGCUCAGGCCGACACCCAACCAUGGACAAGAUCAAGACCAUCGGACCGGGUGUUUCCCUCUCCCCUCCAUUCUUCUUCAGCAAACCGAGAGAGUUCGCCAACCUCAUCAGGAACAAGUUUGGUAGCGCAGACAACAUCGCCCACCUGAAGACCAGCAUGGAUGCCGCCUCACAGCUGCCCACUGAGGGUGCCGGAAAGGGGCUGAGCAGCAGCACCUCCAUGGUGGGCAAGCCCAAGUACCCCAGCGACGACGAGUGCUCCUCGGGGAGUGCAUCCAUUUCGGCAGACAGUAACGGGAACCCGGUGGGGCAGGCGCAGGCCCUGGCGCAGACGCAGGCGCAGGACCAGGGCCAGGGCCAGGGCCAGCAGCAGCCCGAGGUAGACAGCCAGAGCAGACUGGCCCUGAGCCUGGAGGAGGUGAGGGAGAUCAAAGAGGCCCAGAGCCAGCUGGAGGAGGACAUGGAGGAGCUGAAGACACAGUUCAAGAGAGAGUUUGGCGUUGUGAGCCAAUCAUUGCAGGAGGAGAGAUUCAGGUUUGAGCGUUUGGAAGACCAGCUGAACGACCUGACGGAGCUCCACCAACAUGAGAUGACUAACUUGAAGCAGGAACUGGCCAGCAUCGAGGAGAGGGUGGCCUACCAGGCUCAAGAAAGGGCCCGGGACAUACAGGAGGCUCUGGAGUCAUGUCAGACACGAGUGUCCAAGCUGGAGCUCCAGCAGCAGCAGCAGCAGCAGACGGUGCAGCUCGAGAGCCGCGACGCCCGAGUCCUGCUGGGGAAGAGCAUCAACAUCAUGCUGGCCAUUAUCACCGUCAUCCUGGUGUGCGUCUCCACCGCUGCCAAGUUUGCUGCUCCGCUGAUGAAGAGCCGGCACCACGUGGUCGCCACCGUCCUUGGAGUGUGUUUUUUGACCAUGUUCUGGAAGAACUGGGACCGUUUACUUUAUGCCUUGGACAGGCUGCUGAUGCCCGCUUGAUAGAGUGAAGAGUGCACAAACCCCACGGCUGAAACAUGGGCCCUGCCAGGUGUCGGGAUAGGACUGUCUGAGAGGAUUGGUUGUACAAUCGUCAGAAGACACGAUCACCAUGCAUUUACAGAGGUCACUGUUUUAAAAAAAAAAAAAAAAAAGUCAGACUGAAAUUACUUUUCGCUGAUUUUCUUUCUUGUCUAGAACUUGAAUGUGAGUUGCUAAAAAAAAUUCCUUUAACCUUUAGAAUAAUAUUUAUAUAACGGUAAAUGUUCUUACUUCUUCAUUGAUUGCUAUGAAAUCAUCUCAACAUUUUGAUCUCAAAGAUUGCCUUAUCACUACAAUGCAGCACAAAUGGAGCUCAACACACGAACAUUUGGUGAACUAACAUUCUUUCUCAUUAUAUUUCUCAAAAGUAUUCCUGCACGUGCACACCGACAGGACUUCAAGCUUGGUGUCUUGUUUGCCACAGCUGUGUAAAGCUAAAGCUGUAAAGGUGCUGGAGGUGGAUAUUGUUACCUUUGCACAGAGACAGGCUCACUGUUUUCCUUUUGUUUGUGGCCUUUACGUUAAGCUAAGCCAACUUGGUUGCAGCUGUGUAUUGAGCAUACACACACAAAGUGGUGUCAAACUUCUUGUGCAACACUCAGCAAAAGAAGACAAACUCCCCGAAUGUUGAACUAUUCCUUCUACACAGAGACAAUAGUCAUCGUGCUAUUUUAUGUGUUGAUUCUCUCUUUUCUUUUUUUUGCGCUGUCAUUCCAAGUGUGGUCAGUCAUCUCUUUAUUUUUUUUUUCUGUUUACUGUUCUUAAUGUUUUUAAGUGCAAUAUAUUUGAUUUGUAAGAGCACUGUUUAGAAGAAGUUGUGUUUAGUGAGCCUUGUACGUCAAUGUGGUGCUGGAGGAGAGGACGGGGGGAGGGGGGGGGGGGGGGGGCUGUGUCAGUAAUGUUGGCAUGAGAUAUCCAUAACCACUGAAGCCACUGCUGGGCUCUGAUAAGACCAGCUGUCUCCUCUUCUUAAGGGCCAAAAAUCAUUCCCACUGCAUUAGCGUGUGGUUAGCAUGCUAAUAUCGACACACACCAGAUCUCCAGUGCAGACGCAUGUGCGCACAGACCCAGAAUAACACAAAAAAACAGAGUCUCUUUAAUGUCUUAUGUUUGUUUGUUUUUUUUACUAAUAAUGUGAUUAAGAAGUGAUGGUAUACUGUGAUAAAAGGCCUUUAUAUAAGGAAAAAUGCAAUUCCCUUUUUUUAAAGGAGCAACAAACCGCCUUGAGUGCUCCGAUGAUGAAAGAGGAGCACAACACAGGCUCUAAGUGAUGAACUACGAGCCUUACUUUGGACUGACUAAUAUUUUAUUUUGUUUUGUCUUUGUGGAUCUCACAUGAAGCUACAGAUUACUUUUUAAUGUUUGUCUGCCAUAAUAACAUGUUUAUGUCGUCUCUCUGGUGUAUGAUGUAUGAUUUUUGUUCCCGUUUGGACUUGAGGAACUUGCAGAUCUACAGAUCUGGUUUACAUUCUCUUCUUCUCUCUGGUGCACUAUGUGAUCAAUCAGAUGUAUUUUAAUGCAUUAUGUGCCUUUGUCUGACAAUUUCUGUUAAAUUAAACAACCCUUUUUAAUCA
Labrus mixtus (cuckoo wrasse) is the source of this 3299-nucleotide messenger RNA. RefSeq names its product transmembrane and coiled-coil domain protein 3-like. The transcript has 4 exons. Gene Ontology annotation, cellular component: endomembrane system. The record is from RefSeq and is a predicted model, not a curated record. NCBI's taxonomy places the organism in Eukaryota, Metazoa, Chordata, Actinopteri, Labriformes, Labridae. The coding region runs from base 175 to 1686 and encodes 503 amino acids.